GUUUAUUUUUGAAAAUUGUCUAUCUGGAAUGUUGCUGCAGAAUCCAAAGAGGAAUUAUGUGUAGACCUUCAAAGGCAAGAUGUAACUAUCAUAAAUUAACUUUAAACACUCCAACAAAUGCAACUUUAUUGUGUAGCAUUCGUUGGUGGGCCAAUUUGGAAUAAUUAAGAAUCCUAGCCAGGAUUAGUUAAGUGUAACUGUAUGUUAUUCAAGGAGCUUGUAGACAACAUGGACUACCAAAUUCCUGAAAUUAUUGUUUCCUGUGUAGAGGAAAUAGUGGUACAGGAAGUAGAUGAGGGUCAGUCAUGUUUGGUGUGUGGGGACCGUUGUUCAGGCUUCAGGCAACACAAAUGGAGGAGCACAUGUCACACAUGCAAGUGUCCAAGAGAUGCUCAUGAUAUCUACAACGAGAACUUUGUCAAUGUACGGGACAGACUUGGUUGGAAACGGGAAGAUGAUCCUAACUCACAGGUCACAAAGGACCAAACCAUAAAGGAGGGCUACACAUGGGUGCCCCCUGGCCUCUCUAGCGAACAGAUUCAAGACUAUAUGGAUCAGCUACCUAACAACAAGAUACCUGCCAUUGGCUCCCCAGGGGAGAGGUACAGGGACCUGCAGCUGAUUCGGCAGCUGCCCAAACAGGACCUGGCUGUCACCUACAACAAUAUGCUGGCUAAUGCUAUGGAGAAAAAAGAGUAUAAAAUAUUCCAGGAACUCCGUGACAACAUUGCAAUGGAUAUAGGCCUCGUCAAAGAGACUCCAGUUUUAACGAUGUGUUACCUGUGUAAGGGAGAGAUGGAGGAGGGAGAUCUGGCUGUUUAUGCCAGUAAGAUGGGCCAGGAUAUAUGCUGGCACCCGGCCUGUUUUGUAUGUGUCCAGUGUGAGGAACUGCUGGUUGAUCUGGUAUAUUGUCUACACAGUAAAAAGCUCUACUGCCAACGUCACUAUGCUGAACUUAUUCGCCCUCGGUGUCCUGCCUGUGAUGAGUUGAUAUUUUCUGGGGAAUAUACCAAAGCCAUGGAGCAGAACUACCACAAAGACCACUUGGCUUGCCAUAACUGUGAUAAGAAGCUGAUUGCUUGUCGCUACAUCCUCAAAGAGGAGAACCCCUACUGCAUCCCCUGCUACCAGGAGCAGUUCGCUCACAACUGUGAGGAGUGCAAGAAACCCAUUGGUCCUGACUACAAGGACCUAUCGUACAAGGAACGUCACUGGCAUGAGUUUUGUUUCAAGUGUUUUGAGUGCCAGAAAUCCUUGGUUGACCAACCAUUUGCUCCUAAAAAUGAGAAUAUUUUUUGCUCUGAGUGUCAUGAUGACAAGUUCGCUGCACGCUGCGAUGGAUGUGAAAAACCAUUCAGGGGAGGAGAUGAGAGUGCAGGAGUUGCAGGCAUGAAGAAGUUUGAGUACCGCGGUAAACAGUGGCAUGAGGAGUGCUUCUGCUGCAUGGUGUGCAAAGAGCCAAUCAAGAACAAGAGUUUCAUCCCACGCGACCAGGAUGUGGUGUGUGUCCCAUGCUAUGAGGAUCAGUUUGCACAGAAGUGUAGCAAAUGCAGUGGAGUAAUCAACAAGGGGGGUGUGGCCUACAAGAACCAGCCAUGGCACAAGGAGUGCUUCACCUGUUCCAACUGUAGUAUGGAGUUGGCUAAGGAGAAGUUCACCUCACGUGACGAGAAGCCCUACUGUGCUGCCUGCUAUGGCGACCUCUUCGCCAAGAAGUGCUGCAGAUGCUGCAAUGCCAUUACAGGCUUUGGCGGAACUAAAUUCAUCUCUUUCGAAGAUCGCAACUGGCACAGCGACUGUUUCGUUUGUAGCAAGUGUGAAGCAUCUAUGGUUGGCCGUGGUUUCCUAAUGAAUGAGGGAAGUGUUCUCUGUCCCGACUGUGGACGCAGUUAAAGAACUCAGCACUGAUAAUAGAUAAUAUAUUCUGCUGUAAGCCUGUGUCGGGUUAUAGUUAGGUGGAUUUUGGGCAGGAUGUAGGGUAUACAUGGGCAGAUCUCAGAUGUCAUCAAAUCCUUCAAAAUACAUUAAAAAAAUUGUUUAAAAUAAAUUGAACAAAGAAUCAUCGUAAAAAAAAAGCAACAUGUGGAUCUCUGACCAAAGAAAUGAUUCUUUGUACGACCACAGAUUGGAUUUAUGAAAGGAAUUAUAGAUUGAACAAGACCUGUGCCCAAUAGUAUGACUGCAUCCUGCCCUGACCCACUCUCACUAUACGAUGUUAGUACCAAGACAUGCCUUUGUGUGGUUUUGCAACUGAGGAGUGUAAAAGAGACACACCCUAUAAUACUGUCCAUGUUAGAGAUUGAUAUUACAAUAAAUGAUCCAAACGUAGUUAUACGCCUGUUUUUUUGUGAGUUUUACAAUAUAGAAUGAAGCUGACAUAGCAGAUACCUGUACAUAUUCAAAUUAUAUACUCUCAAAUUUUAUAUUAUUCUUGAUAGAAUUUUAUUGUCUUCCUUUUUUUAUCAUAUUUAUAUGAAGUUUGACUGUCGCCAUUAAGAAUUUGAGAAAUGAUGAUGAAAAGGUUUUAAAAUAUGAGAGAAAUCAUUUGUAGUUAUAGUUCUUGCAUUUUCCAGUUAUGGGAAGGUAUGCAUAAUGAAGUGUUUAAUUUUAACUGCAUAUGUGUUUGUUGAAAUUUGGUUUCUCUUGCGUAGUCUUUUUAUCCUGGCAUCUAUGUUUUUACAGAUUAGAUAUGUUGAAUUUUGUUGAUUUAAUAAUGUAUUUAGAACUAAAUUUUAUGUUAACUUUCACAUAAAAAUACAGAAAAAAAUCUUCCAUUACAUUAACAUCAGUUUGAUUUGUCUUGACAUUUUAUGAGAUGCUGCCCUGUAAAUGUUUGGGUUGUACCGUUUCCAAGUGUUCACACUGGGCUGUCGAGAGUUGACAUAUCAAACCUGAAUAUUGACAUAGCUGGUGGUAGAUGUCACCCUGUUUUUCUCUAUGAGAAUGGUGUUGGAUGUCACCCUGUAAUUGGCCGAGUUGUUCAUCUUCUGAGGGUUGACAAGAAAGGUGUUGGAUGUCGCCCUGUAAUUGCCCGAGUUGUACAUCCUUUGAGGGUUGACAAGAAUGGUGUUGGAUGUCGCCCUGUAAUUGCCCGAGUUGUACAUCUUCUGAGGGUUGACAAGAACGGUGUUGGAUGUCACCCUGUAAUUACACCGAGUUGUACAUCUUCUGAGGGUUGACAAGAACGGUGUUGGAUGUCGCCCUGUAAUUGCCCGGGUUGUACAUCUUCUGAGGGUUGAUGAGAAUGGUGUUAGAUGUCACCCUGUAGAGAGGUCUUACAACUUCUGAAGAUUAAUGUUAUAGGAAUAUUCCACUCAUGUUUAUAGACAGUCUUCAUAUUUGUCACUGCCAACAACAUUGCAAUAUCUAUAUACAUAAGAGCAUCGUUAUACUGCCAGUAUAUAUGCCUUACAUUAAAGAAUACUUGUACAGCAUUAUUAAUAAUAUGUGCUUUCUGAAUGUGCUGGUUUGAUAUUUCUGAUGUGUUGCAAUCUUGGUUUGUUUGUGUGUACAUAUGGUGCACUGUUUUGUCAGUGUAUGUGAAGAAUAUGUACAGAGAAAAUUUUGAUAGAUCAACAUGUAGCAGGAAAUAACAUUGAACAGCUUGUAUAAAUUCUAUAUCGAUAACAAGACCAUUACUCAAAUACUCAAUAGAGAUAGAGUUUCAUUAUUGACCACCUAGUCAUCAUAAACAUAGUGUAACCAAAACAUAUAUCUUUAAAAAUUACACUAAUGCCACUCAUUAUCAAGGGGAGAUAAUGGAUCCAUUUUUUAGGAUUGAUGAUAUAUUUUAUGAAAAUAUUUUCCCGUUAAACCAGAGUCUAAGGGCAUUCCAAAUGGUUUUUAUCCAGUUAUAACCAGGAGAUUUGACAUCAUGUACCCGAGAAUCAAAAUUGAAAUACAAGUCCUCAUUUUUAUGAGUGAAUGGUGUGUUGAUAUAUAAUUUUAAUAUAUAAUUCAAAUGCAUACAGCCGUUGUUUUUUUCUGUAUUGAAAUAUCUUUAUGUGUAAUAUAUACCCUUUCCUGCCCUGCACUGCCUUUUUCUUUACCCGCUUUUUCAUUAAAAUCAUCCCUUUAAUUUUUUUUUUUCUAUUUUCCUCACUUCCUCCCCACCAGUUUUACAUUCUUCCACUAUUGUAACUACCCUCCAACAAAAUUAAAACUGCACUUUACAGUGUUCUUUUCAAUACCUACCCUUGUGUGUAUAACAGCGCACAUUUUCUCUAAGUUUUCCACUUCAGCCCUUGCUCUCUAUUGAUUUUCCAACCCCAUUAUUCAAACCAAAUUAUCCUUGUCUCCACCCCUUCCUCUCUUCACAUACCUUUAAAAAACACUCGGUUCAGUAUAAAUCAAUGCCAAAUAUCCAAACCAUAUUGGGCAGGAAAUCUUUAAUGCUUUUGCAAGAUUUUUUGUCAUUAAAAAAAUCAUAUGCAAAUUAUAAUUGUAUGUUUGUUUUCCUGAUGCCACGUCAGCUAUUGCCGUGGUGACCAUUUUAAUGGAUGUUGUUAAUGUUUUUUGCCUGUUUUGUAUUUUCUUUGUUAAUGAAAUGACAACAAAAUAAUACAUUAUGUAAAUAAAAAGAAUGGAAAAUUAUUUGAAUAUGCAAAUAGGCUAUUGAAUAUUGUUAAAUGAUAAAUAUAGAUGUGAUAUAAUAGAGCUUUUGUUGUCCAUCCUUUGCAGAAAAACUCUGCAGAACAGAUGAUUCUUUAUCGGAAAGAAUACUUAAUGAUAGGUUUAGACAAUUAUAGGCAAAUUCAGCAUCAAGAGAAUUUGUUUGAAAGGCUAGAAUGUACAAAUUUCCCACAGAUUACAGUACUAUAUAUAGCUAGUGCACUGUAUAGGGGAGGGAUGGUUUGUGGUUGAAAUAGAUUUGUAUGCUAUGUUAGGUUUCAUUAUAUAUCUGCCGGAGUUUUAAUUAUUACUAGAAAACUUGUCAAGUCAUGGUUUUAAUUACAAUGUAAAUAGGAAAAGAAUUUGAUUAAUGAAAUAUUUAAGAGUCACUAUAUGUCUUAUCUUAGAUAGGUAUUUAUUUUUUAAUUUCAUGUUUUGUUCAUGUCCAGUUAUAUAUAUACAGUGAAACCUGGCUUUACCGACCACUGACUUGAAUGACAUCUUGUUACAUCCAAACAUAUCCAUCGGAACAGCGAAAUGCUCUGGUCAUUGCCUAUACUGAUUUAACCAUCACACUGUCUUAUCCGGCACUCUGACUGGUACCGGUGUGUCGAUAAAGUCAGGUUUAGUUGUAUUCAUCAUCUUGAAAUGUUGAGUCUAUAAUUAUGAUUACUUAAGAGGAAUGAAGUACAUGUAAAAAUGUAUUUUAGGAAAGAAAAGUCUUGGUAGAAAGAUAUGUUCAUAGGAUAUUCAAAUAUAUGCACAUUUGCUGAAUUACAGAAGAUUGUAUAAAGAUAGCAUUCACUAAUGACAUGGAUGACUUUUUUCAUUUUCAUCAUAACACUUAAGGAAUGUUAUAUAAAUGCAUGGUUAGCACUAGUUUGUUCCUGGAGUGACAAAAUAGUUUUCUGGCCAACAGUGAUGUAUAGCCGUUUCUCCAUUACAUUUUACAUGUAAAAAGAUAUCAAUUUUUUACAGUAACUAGACUGCAUGUCGGAUAAGAAGCAGCAUAGAUAAUGUAAUUAUCAAAUUUUUUUACCUUAUACCCAAUAUCAGUAAUUACUGUCUUUGUGUAAAACAAGCAAUAAAAAAAAUGAAAUUUGAAGAAAAAAUGUCAGAUUUCCUUUCUGGAUUAAUUUUGACAAGGAUACAAUAAGUGUUUAUUUUUUAUAGAUAUAGCCAUGAUUGCAUCUAUAUAAACAAAAAUAACACAGAAGCAUGUGUACCUAGUCUACACAUAUAUAGACAUGCCGAUUUCUCCUGUAACCAUGUGACAAUAUGAUACAUGUAUGUACUUUACCUGUCAGAAUCUCCAGACAAUGUUAGUAGUAGAUGCUGAAGUUUGUCUUGAGUUAACACUGUGAUAAUCUAGUUCUGUUCUAUGUCCUAGAAUGUUUCUGUCAAUAUAGUUCAACAAGUGUUGUUAUCUCUUAUCCGUGUAAUGUGAAUCUUGCCCUUUUCAUUUAUCAAAUUGAAGACCUAGGCUCAGAACUUUCACUUUUCCAUGUAUGGAAAGUGCAUGAAAUGGUAAUAGAAAAUGAAGAGAGAUUCGGAAUGAAAAUGCAGGAUUCACAUUACAUGGAUUAUUACGCCUAAACUUUGCGGAGACAAGACACACAGGGGAUCAGGUCUGACCAGAAUUAAGACACAUGGAUAACAAUAAGCAAUAGCAAUGUAUCUUGCUUUUGUGAAUUGGAAUCCUUCCCAAUGGUCUGCAAUGGUUGAUACACUACCCCAAGGCUUAAUGAGAUAUCCUAUCCCACUUCCCCAUACCUGGAUGAAGUGGUAUUCGUCUAGCUCUGCUCCGGACCUAUUCUGGGGAAGUUACCACCACUUGUGAGAGGGUGUGUUAUGGGUGCUGGUAAGCCCCUGUGUGACUUGUCUGUAUCUGUGGUGUUGGGUCUAUAGAUCUACUUUACCUAGAUAAGAAUUACCUAAUGUAUUUAUUAUCCACCACUUGGUGGUUGUUAACUCAAUAAACAAUGCUUGCAUAU
This is a messenger RNA of Pecten maximus, 6605 nucleotides long. RefSeq names its product four and a half LIM domains protein 2-like. Lineage: Eukaryota; Metazoa; Mollusca; Bivalvia; Pectinida; Pectinidae. Gene Ontology annotation, molecular function: zinc ion binding. The transcript has 11 exons. The record is from RefSeq and is a predicted model, not a curated record. Bases 202 to 1893 code for a protein of 563 amino acids.